AUGCUUUGCAUAGUCGAACCUUUUACGCCGUUACUUCACUUAAUUGGCCAGCUUCUAAUUAUUGUCAUAGAAGAGAAAGAAGAAAUGGAAAGGAGGCCAAAUGAGAUCAAAGUAGUCGACAAUCAAGGUUAUUUUCCCAGACUUGAGAACCUUGCGGCAUUCCGGCCGGUUUCCACUGACCCGGCUCGUGCCACAUGCGGUUUCCCGGAAAGAAGUGUUUUUUGUCAAAGUGAUGUCGAUAUUAACAGCGUUCAGACAUGCGCUCAACGGCUGUGUGUCCAGGAGUGCCCGUACAGAUCAAAGCCUCCAGGCCACCGGCAGCUACUUCUCUCCGAUGUUGGUCGAUGUGUAAAGAAGGAUAAAUCCGACCUGCAUCCUGGAUCUCCCAACAACUCCACCAGUUUUAUUUUUUAUCACAAGGACUGUUUUGUAACGCCACCUGUUCUAAAAGUUGGAAGUUCCUUCACCCUGACUGUUUGGCUGAAACCCGAAGAAGAAGGCGUAAUGUGUGUGAUAGAAAAGUCUGCUGAUGGACAGAUUGUGUUCAAACUUACAAUCUCAGAGAAAGGAACCGUAUUUUAUUAUCGCACAGUAAAUGGUUUGCAGCCUCCUAUAAAAGUAAUGACACAAGGGAGAUUUCUUGUGAAGAAAUGGAUUCAUCUUAGUGUGCAGGUUCACCAAACCAGGAUAAGUUUUUUUGUCGACGGCCUGGAAGAUAACGGAACCGCGUUCGACUCCAGGACUUUGAGUGACCCUAUAUCUGAUACAGUAGUAAACACUUCCGUUGUACUGGGACAAAAUGCUAACGGCCUGGAGCAGUUUGUUGGAAGAAUGCAAGAUUUCCGACUGUAUGAAAUGGCCCUUACAAACAGAGAGAUCAUUGAAGUGUUUUCCAAAGACUUCCCCUAUUUGCACAUUCAGUCUGAAUGUCGUUGCCCUGGUAGUCAUCCUCGUGUACACCCUUUGAAGGAAAGGUUUUGCGUGCCUAAUGGUGUUAAUGAGACAACCAAGGACAUCAUUUUAAGACUAAAUCCAGAUUCACAUCCUUUAUCGUACAUUAAUGAUAAGGACCUUGAGACCACAUGGAUUUCACCCUUGCUUUCAUCUUCGGAUUUUCACAAUGGCAAUACCAUAACCCUGGACCUUCUCAACGGACAAUAUCAGGUUUUUUACGUCAUUAUUCAGUUUUACAGUCUAAUGCCACAAGCUUUAAAAAUCCAAAGAAAGAAAGACAGAAACUCACCUUGGGUGGACUGGCAAUAUUUUGCUAAUGAUUGUCAAUAUUUCGGAAUGGAGAACAAUGGGAUUCUUAAAUACCCUGAUUCAGUCAACUGUCAGCAGCUUCCCAGGGACACGCCUUACUCCCGCGGCAAUAUCACCUUUAGCAUUCUUAAACCAGAGCCCGCCAAUCGACCAGGAUAUAAUGACUUUUAUCGUACUGACAGUCUCCAAGAGUUUGUGAAAGCUUCCAGUUUGAGGAUUCAUAUGUUCGGCCAGUAUCACAGGGAGUGGACAGGCAGCUUUAAUAUCAGCCACAGGCAUCGGUACUAUGGAAUAAAUGAAAUCACUGUCAGUGGAAGGUGUAAUUGCCAUGGACACGCUAGAUCGUGUGAUACGAGCGUUUCACCAUACAGAUGUCUAUGCGAAGUACAAAGUUACACAGCUGGAAAUAAUUGUGAUCAUUGUCUGCCACUCUUUAACAACAAGUCCUUCCGACAAGGUGACCAAGUCAACGCAUAUAACUGCAGUCCAUGCCAAUGUCACAACCAUUCGUCCAGCUGUCAUUAUAACGUUACUCUGGACCGGUACCCCGAUGACCACGACCGAGGAGGUGGUGGGGUUUGUGACCAUUGUUUACACAACACUACAGGAAGGCACUGUGAAUGGUGCAAGAAUUUCUUUUUCCGGCAAGUUGACGCCAACCUCUCUGCCGCUGACGUUUGCAAACCUUGUGACUGUAACAUGCCUGGAACAGUUAACGGAAAUCUACAAUGUGAAAAGAUUGGAGGACAGUGUUAUUGUAAAACGCAUGUUUCGGGUCGGAAAUGUGACCAGUGCAAAGAUGGAUUCUACGAUUUGCGACAGGGAGAUCCCUAUGGCUGCCAGCCCUGUAACUGCAAUAUAUCCGGAACAGUGAAUGAGAGUAUAAUCUGUGACAAGACAACGGGCCAGUGCAAAUGCAAACCAAAUGUUACGGGACUUCGCUGUGAUGGUUGCAUCCUGGGCUUUAAACAACAGAAUCCACGAGGAGAAGAACCCUGUGAACCAUGCAAUUGCAGCGUAAAUGGCUCCAUCAAUCAGUUCUGCAAUCCCAUCACCGGACAAUGUAAAUGCAGAGAAGAUGUCAAAGGACCGGCGUGUGACACUUGUAUUGACAACUAUUAUGGGCUCGAUACAGAUGGCUGUAAACACUGCGAUUGCUACAAACAAGGAAUUAUCCCUGGGACGGUUUGUGAUCCCGUGACAGGACGGUGUGUCUGUCAGCCUAAUAUUGGUGGACGGCAGUGCAACGAGUGUCUGAGCGGUUACUACAAAGUGCAAAGGAAUAAUUGCAUUGCUUGUGUUGCCUGUAAGUGUGACACGUCGGGUACAAUCAACCGAUCGGAGACUUGUGAUAGCUCGACUGGGCAGUGCUUGUGCAAGGCUUUCGUUACAGGGAAGCGGUGCAACACGUGCAUGAAUCACAUGUAUAAUCUGAGUGACGAUGAUCAUCUGGGCUGUCGGCGUUGUGAUUGCGAUCCUUUUGGAACUUUAGUGAACACUACUUGUGACCGAGCUGAUGGACAGUGCAAAUGUUUGCCAAAUUACCAAGGACGAAGAUGUGAUGAGUGUAAGCCAGGUUUUUAUCUCUCUGAAGUUCAUGGCAUGAGAUGCGUGCCGUGCUUGUGCCACCCAAGUGGUUCACUUAAUGAGAUUUGCAACAGUACAAAUGGCCAGUGUGCCUGCCAAGAUUCCUCGAUAACCGGACAAAAAUGUGAUCGAUGCCAUGAAUUAUUCUUUGGAUUUGAUUUAAAUUCUGGAAGGUGCAGGCCGUGCACCUGCAAUGCAGCCGGGGCAGUUAAUAACAGUUGCGAUGUGGUCACUGGGCAUUGCUUUUGCAAACAAUUUGUUAGAGGCUUCACCUGCGACCGCUGUGUUGAGGAUGCCAGCCAUCUGGAUGCCCUCAACCUAUAUGGAUGCAGCACAACUCCAAAACAACAGCCUCCCCCGCAAGGUUAUAUUCUCAAUAGUACCACCAUCAUCCUGUCCUGGAAUCCACCCGAUUCCCCCAAUUCUAAUCAAUUGAACUACGUGUUAUACAGAGAUAAAAUAGUGAUCUACAAAACUACAGACCGUUAUCCUUACGGUCUUCAGAAUUAUACAGAUACAUCACUAUCGCCGUACACUGAAUACACCUAUUAUAUCGACGCUUAUAAUGUACAUGGACUUGUGACCAGUACGAAGGUUGUAUAUCGAACAAGAUCUGGGGCCCCCACUGGAGAAAUGCGUUUGAGUCACAGCAAUCCUGCGGAUCCAUACUCGGCAUCGUUCAAUUGGUCGAUGUCACUUGGUCAAUCUGGUCCUAUUGAAAGAUACAGAUUAAUGUAUACUACAGUAGAUUCGCUGGAACCUAACAUAUGUUAUGAAGGACUAAACACAUCCAUGACAAUGACAAAUUUAUUACCUUUCACGAGGUAUAAUUUUACUGUCCAAGCAUGUACGGCUGAAGGUUGUUUGCAGAGUUCACCGGUUACACUAGUGACGCCUCAAGCUCCUCCUGCCCACCAGGACCCUCCAGUUUUGCGGAACUCCAGCUCUACAAAACUCCAACUACAGUGGUCUCCACCUUCUCACCCCAAUGGGAUUAUCAUACGAUAUGAAGUAUACAUGAGAGGGGUAGAGCAAAUACAUGGCAAUCGCAUUCCAGCCGCAAGACGUGUUUUCCAUACUACGGGGUGGCUAAACCCUCAGCCAAUUGUGGAGUCAGAAAAUGAAAAUGCUUUAAAGCCUCCUUCCACCAGCACGCAGGUUACCAAUCUAGAGCCUAACACUGAGUAUGAGUUUUGUGUGGUGGCGGCAAACAUGGCUGGAAGUGUGACUUCAGAAUGGGUGGCCAUGAAAACCAAAGAAUCAGCGCCUGUCUUCAUGCCGGCUCCAACAAUAUUUCCCCUUUCAGCCCACUCGCUAAAUGUGUCCUGGGAAAGACCUACCAAUAAUGCAGCGAGAGGGAAAGUUACUGGUUUUACCAUCAACGCUGUAACAGAGGAGGCAGCUGACGGUCCCCGCAGCGCUCCAGCUUCUGAGGUACUCUACGUGGCAGAGGCUAAUGAGUUGUUCUAUGAAGUGACGGGACUGGAACCGUACCACGGAUACACCUUUACAAUUACCUUCUGCAAUACCGUUGGCUGCGUAACCAGCGCACCAGGUGCGGGACAGACUCUGGCUUCAGCACCCGAAAAUGUAAAUGCGCCCGUAGCGCAUGGGAUUAAUAGCACCGUGAUGAAGAUUACCUGGCCGGCACCUUCGCCCCUCAAUGGUCCUUCACCGGUCUAUCAACUGGAAAGAGUAGAUCCGUCAUUAACGAUGUCGAGCAAAACAGACUUUGUGAAGGGAACUCGCUUUCCCGGGAAUGGCUAUUUGAAGUUCCCACCUUCCACUUUGCCAAUGAACACCUAUUUCACAGGUAUUAAAAUACAAUUCCGGACUAAGGAACCAGAUGGCCUUAUUCUCUGUGCUGUGUCAGCGGGAACGCAAGAAGAAUACAUAGCUCUCCAAAUAAGAAACGGUCGCCCUUACUUCCUUUUUGAUCCACAGGGUUCAGCAGUUUCCGUUAGUCCUACCAAUGAUGGAGAAAAGCAAUACAACGAUAAUAAAUGGCAUCAGAUAAUCGCUAGAAGGUAUCAGUCAACCGGGAACAUAACUGUAGACGGACAGUAUACAGGUUCUUCCGUAGCCAUUAGCGGAAGUACAAUCAUUGGUGAAAACACUGGAGUGUUUAUUGGAGGUUUUCCAGAAUAUUUUGCAAUCGAAAGAUAUGACACAGUAUGGGAGCCGCUGCAGUGGAACGGCGCGGUAGAAUCUAACAAUAUUUAUGAGAAAUGGGAAGGGUGUCCGGACUCAGCCGAGGAAGGAGCACAUUUUCUUGGGUUUGGUUUUCUUGAGCUGGAUCCAAGCAUCUUUCCCGAUGGACCUGAUUUUGCGAUAUCUUUUAUGUUUAAAACCGAUCAAUUAAAAGGACUGCUUGUUUUUGCUUGCAACGGAAAUGGGACAGAAUAUUUCAUUGCUCAGUUAAACAAUGGAAUGCUAAAUGUCAAAAUUAAAAACAAAUCAUCCCAGGGUGAGUUAAACCUUUGGGCAGGACUCUCCUACUGCAAUGGGAGAUGGAAUACAAUUCAUAUGCAGAAAGAAGGAACCAUUUUUUCAGUGCAGCUCAAUGAUUUGGUAGAACGAGUAGAUAUAACGGAUUCACUAUGUCCAACAACAACUUUGAGGUCUGCUCUAUACAUUGGCGGUGUCCCGGAAAGGGUUCAGCACUUAUUUCCAGACCUUGCUUUGCGACAUGGUUUUGGCGGCUGCAUGAAGCAUCUUACAUUUACACAAGGAGUGGUUGUUAUCUUUGCGUCUGUAUCUCGCAGCGCUGUCAGAGUCAAUCUAGACGGAUGCCUCUCAACUGCCAGCGCUGUUAACUGUAGGGGGAACGACUCCAUUGUAGUCUACAGAGGGAAGGAACAGACUGUUUAUGAAAGUGACCUGCAACCAUUUACUGAAUACUUGUACAGAGUGUAUGCUUCCAAUGAUGGAGGAACUGGGGCAAGCGCUUGGAGUCGAGGACGUACGAAAGCAGCGGUGCCACAAAAUGUGCAAACUCCCCUAAGACUUCUCGACGUAAAUGGAUACAGCGCAGAGGUGACCUGGGCCAGACCUUCCGGGGUCAGAGGGGUAAUUGAGCAGUACUUUCUGAACGCCUAUACGGAGAACAGUCCUAAUAUAUUUACCAGCGGCGCUGUGUUCUCUGACAGCAGCCAGGUCAACGGCACACUGAGAGGCUUGCAGCCGUCCACCAUGUACAUUGUAACUCUCUCUGUAUGCACUCAAGCCGGCUGCAGUGAGAACUCGCAUGUCCUGCGCGUCUCCACUCUGGAGGAAGUUCCGGAAGAUGUCCAGACACCAGUCGCAGAAUCCUUUCCGGAUUCAUUACAUUUACAUUGGCCAUCGCCCAGGAAACCGAAUGGCAUUAUAACAAGAUAUAUUUUAUAUAUGGACGGAUCACAAAUUUACAAAGGAAUUGAAAGGGAACACAACGUGACAGCACUGGGGACCUUUACUGCCCAUCACUUUGUUCUGAGCGCUUGCACGCUUGCUGGUUGUGCAAACAGUACCCAGGUCACAUUAUACACCGCGCAGAGUCCGCCAGAUCGCGUGGAUGCCCCAAACGUGACCAUUCUGGAUCCCACAAGUAUAUUUGUGCAGUGGAACGAGCCAGAGGCAGUCAAUGGAGUUCUUGAACGCUAUAUGAUACACAUCUCAAAAGAUAAUAGCAGUUGGGAUGUUGCCUACAACAGCACGGAACUUUUUUUAGACUACACCAUUAGACGGCUAUCCCCCGGCUCCACGCAUUUUAUAAGAAUAAGUGCUUGUACGGCAGGAGGAUGUACAACAAGCAAGAUAAGCACAAUCACAACUGACGAAAGUAUACCGGAAGGAGUGAAGCCUCCAUUAAUCCAGUCUCAUUCACCUUACUCUUUCAACAUCUCCUGGACUGAGCCUAUAUUCCCUAACGGUAUUAUAACUGGUUACGGACUGUAUAUGAACGGAAUCUUAAUGCAGAAUUCUUCACAACUUAGCUGUUUUGUGGAUGGACUCUCUCCCUGGAGUAAACAUUCCUUCAGGCUUCAAGCAUGUACUGCAAAAGGCUGUGCCCAAGGAGAAGAGGUUGAAGCUCAUACAGAAGAAUCACAGCCUGAAGGAAAUAUCCGGGUGCAUUCUAUUACCGAUGGACCAAGAGGCAUUCAAAUAAAAUGGCAAGGACCAGAAAAGCCCAAUGGAAACAUAACGUACAGUGUUAUUGUUGAUGGAUUAUUUUAUGUUCCACCAACAGGAAAUGAAAUUUGUGGUGUUGUUAAUUCCACCAAAGUCUUGCAUCGCAGUCAAGAUAGUAACAAAUGGGUUUUUAUUGCUGGUCUGGUCCCCUUUUCCGAUUACAGCAUCCGCAUCAAUGCCUCCAAUAGUCAAGGAUACCUGAUCAGCGACACAAUCCUUAUAACUCUACCUCCUGGUGCUCCAGAUGGCGUCCUGCCUCCGAGGGUUUCAGCUGGCACUCCAACCAGUCUUCAGGUUGUCUGGUCUACACCAGUCCGUAAUAACGCUCCUGGCUUCCCCCGAUACCGGCUCCAGAUGAGGGCUACGGAUGCCACCGAUGAAAUCACAGACUUAUAUACUGGACCCACGGCCUCCUUUACAUAUACUGUUAAAGAUCUCCAGCCAUUUACAGCUUAUCAUCUAAGAAUUGGUGCAUUUAAUAAGUAUGGCGGUACCAAUAGCAACUGGACUGUUAUGUUUACUGAAGAAGAUAGACCAGGACACAUAAACCCACCCUCAUUCUCUAGUGUGAAAGCACGAUCACUAACAAUUACGUGGCAACAUCCUUUGCAACCAAACGGUAUAAUUACUCAUUAUAAUAUUUACCAAAAUGGAAGCCUACGGGCAGCUGUUCCAGGAAAUAGCUCAAGUUACAACCUUCUGAAUUUGAGCCCAUACACUCUCUACCAGUAUCAGCUCGAGGGAUGCACAUCUGCGGGUUGCACUCUGUCUUCGGAGUCUUUAAUAGUGCAAACCCAGCCAGAUGCCCCAAGUGAUAUCCCACCACCUGACCUCUACUCCGACACUCCAACCUCGGUUGUCAUAAAAUGGCGCCCUCCAGUUCACCCAAAUGGAAUAGUAGAUAAUUAUACAAUUGAAAGAAGGAUAAAGGGCACAGAGCGAAUUUAUAAACUGUUCACAUUACUCAAGACUCAUGCCAUGGAGUACGUGGAUCAAACAAGUGACUUAAGCCCCUGGAAAACAUAUGAAUACAGGAUUACAGUGGCUACAGUUAAUGGAGGGGCCAAUAGCAGUUCUUGGUCAGAAGUAAAGACAAGACCAUCGCGACCUGCAGCAGUGGAGCCUCCAGAUGUCUCUGUAUUAGGACCAUAUUCAGCAAUGGUCACUUGGAAAAUGCCUCUUAUGCCCAACGGAGAAAUAAUAAAGUAUGAGAUCCGCAUGCCUGAACCACGAAUUACCAUCGCUAACACGACGCUGUUACGCCACACAGUGACAAAUCUCAUCCCAUACACCAACUAUUCUGUGAGCGUCAUGGCCUGUUCUGGAGGGGACAUCUACCAUGGAGGAUGUACUGAAAGUCCACCUACUCAAGUGACCACCUAUCCUGCUCCCCCUGAGGGCAUUAACCCUUUGACAGCAACUCCAAUCAGUGAGACAUUUAUCACUGUUUCUUGGCAACCUCCAUCAAGGCCAAAUGGACCAAACAUAAGAUAUGAACUCCUGAGACGUAAAAUCCUGCAACCACUUGCAUCAAAUCCCCCUGAAGAUUUAAAUCUGUGGCUGAAUAUUUACUCAGGAACUCGGUGGUUUUAUGAAGAUAAGGGUCUUAGCAGGUAUACAUCGUAUGAAUACAGACUGAUUGUCCAUAACGCUGUGGGAUACACAAGCGGUCCGGAAGUCACUGUGACUACAAUGGCCGGACCACCAAAAAAAGGAUGCAGCAUUAAGGCACUGCCUGUUAACCACACAGCCAUCGAAGUAGCAUGGUCCAAACCCUCUCUGCAAGACUUGCAGGGAGAUGUAGAACAUUACACUCUGCUCUUGAAUUCAUCGGGCUUUGAGAAGACUCUGACUUUCGCCGCAGAUGUGAACUCGGCCACCAUCGGAGGAUUAUACCCAAGCACAGAAUAUCUUCUGCGUCUCCAGGUGUCCAACGGGGCCUAUACUACAGGCAGCGACUUCGCCCAAGUGACCACGUUGGAUGGAGAGCCUGAGGGUAUGUUCCCUCCAGAGGUUGACAUCAUCAGCCGUACAGCUGCGCGUGUGAUCUGGACAUCGCCUUCUAACCCAAAUGGCGCUGUCACAGAAUAUUCAAUCCAUGUAAAUAAUAAGGUCUAUCGGACAGGAAUGAGCUCACCUGGUGCCUAUAUUCUUGAGGACCUGUUACCGUACACAGUGUACAACAUUCAGGUUGAAGUGUGUACGGUGUAUGCUUGUACCAAAAGCAACGCCACCCAAGUUACCACGGCUGAGAAUGAGCCCAGUAACAUACCAUCACCGAUUAUAAAGAGCGUCAACUCCAGAUCGGUGGAGAUUUCUUGGGCUUCACCAGGACAGCCGAAUGGAAUCCUUCUCGGCUUUGACGUGCGGCGAAAAACCUUCUACACGUGUAGUUUUGGAAUUACGUCUUGUGUCUACCACAGGUGUAAAAAGAAUGAAGACAUUUGUGGAGAUACCUGCUACAGCCCAGAAACUCAGGCAUGCUGCAGUGGGGUCCUACAUGACAGGAGAUCUGGAUAUCGGUGUUGUGGAGAUCAUUAUGUUGCGUCUGGCCUGGAUCCUGUGGAUUGCUGCAGCGGGAACCUGUAUCCAGUUCAACCCUCGUACCAGUGCUGUGGGACAUAUUAUAUAAAGGUUCAACCAGGGGAGGUUUGCUGCUACAACGCGCUAGAGAACCGAGUGUCGGUCGGGGACGGAGACUCUUGCUGCGGAGGAACGCCGUUCUCAACGUCUGGAAAUCAGAUAUGUUGUGGGGGAUCGCUGUACGACAAAUCCCAUCAGCAGUGCUGUGGGGGGGAGAUCGCUGGGCUGGACUUUGUUUGCUGUGGAAAUGAUGAGGAAGGAACGCUCCACAGGCCGUCUCCAGGCUUGAGCUGUUGUGGCAAUGAAUAUGUGAACCUCUCAGAGUCAUUUUGCUGUUCCGACUCUAAUGGGCAAUUUAAAAUACAUCUAAAAGAGCAUGAGCACAUGUCAUUUAAAUGCUGCGAGAGCGAACUUAUAUCCGAGACGGAGGAAUGCUGUAACGGAGCGGGAUAUAAUCCAUUCAUUCAUGCUUGCGCCAACAAGGUUCCAGAGAAUUUCUACACUAAGCAAGAAAAAUGUGGUUUGAGUCGUUUGUGCCCGAUCUCUUUGGCCGAUUCAGCAUACUGUGGCCAGUGUAGUUUUAAUGUGGCUACUGAUUCUUGUUUCGUGAGAAAUAGAACUGUGCAAGUUACAGGAACGUCACAUGAAGUAGAAGAUUUCUGCCCCACAGAGGAAGAAAUUGUCUAUACUGGAGGGCCAGACACAUAUAAUUUUACAGAUACUGGUCUUGAUCCUUUCACUACUUAUGAAUACAGAGUUUCUACAUGGAACAGUGCUGGUCAUGGGUUUAGCAAUGCAAGCAGAGUAACUACCAAGCAAGGUAGACCUCAAGGAGUACAUCCACCAAGAUGGUCCAAAGUGGACAAACGUGAGGAUGCGAUAUUAUUGAGAUGGAAAGAACCUGCAAAACCAAAUGGUGUUGUUCAUUAUGUUAUUCUUCGAGAUGGAAUUGAACAUUUCAAGGGGAUUUCGCUACAAUUCUUGGAUAAAAGAGGCAUUCAGCCAUAUCGGGAAUACACCUAUCAGCUCCGCGCAUGCACAGUGGCCGGAUGUUUAGACAGCGCAAAGGUGUAUGCAGCCAUUAAACAAGGAGUGCCGGAGGAUGUAGCCCCGCCCACUAUUACCGCCGUGAACUCGACUGCUUUACUGCUUAGUUGGCCGAUGCCGAAAAAGCCCAAUGGCAACGUCAAAGAAUAUAAGAUUAAUCAGAUUGGUAAAGGAGUUAUCUAUGUGACCAAGGAGGGGAAGAAUCAAUACACUGUUACAGAUCUCCAGCCGUAUCGGCGAUACUACUUCUCACUUACAGUUUGCACGUCCAUUGGUUGCUCCACCAGUGAGCCAUUCUCUGGUCAGACAUUGCAAGAUGCUCCUCAAGGAGUGUGGUCAAACCCUCGCCAUGUUAUAAUCAAUACAACAGCGCUGGAACUAUAUUGGAACGAACCCGAGAUGCCCAACGGGAUCGUCGCGCAGUACAUUCUGAUACGGAACGGAGAAGUCAUUUCCAGAAGAAGUGGGGAAUGUUUGAAUUUCACCGAUGUUGGCUUACUGCCCGACAGCAGGUACUCUUACCAAUUGGAAGCAAGUACCGAAGGAGGAAGAGGCAUUAGCGAACUUUAUGUAACUGAGACUCCAGCUGAAACACCACAAGAUAUUCCUUUGCCGUAUAAUAUCACGGUGCUUGGGCCGCAUACAAUAUACGUCGCUUGGGAUUCUCCAGGUGUUUUUAGUACCAGUAUCCCUUUGGCAUUUAAUGUUUUGCUGAAUGCUGGCAGAAUGGAAUCAGAGGUUUAUUCAGCUGGAGAAGAAAACUUCAUUGUUUUAAAAAAUCUCAAGCCGCAUACCCAGUAUGACAUAAGAAUACAAGCCUGUCAAAAUGGAGGUUGUGGCGCUGGGUAUUCAGUGUCUGCUUUAACUGAGGAAGCUGCUCCAGAGGAACUCGAUCCCCCAGUUGUUUCAGCGGAUGAUGCAAAGUCCAUCAAGGUUACAUGGAAGCCACCUAAGAAACCAAAUGGAAUCAUAACCAAAUACUACAUUCACAGACGUCUUGCUGAUCAACAUGAAAUUGCUCUUGUGUUUGUUUGGAGUGAAGGGCUUUUAGAAUUUAACGACUCUUCAGACGGACUCUUUCCUUACGCGGCAUAUGAAUACUGUAUCGCAGCCCAAAACAGCAAAGGUUCGGUAAAAAGCCCAUGGACUUUAAUUCGUGCACAAGAAGCUGUGCCUGAAGACAUGGAACCUCCCAGUGCUCAAGUAAGGGGCGCAUAUUCAGUCUCAAUUAGUUGGACACCGCCCCGGUACCCUAAUGGGGUCAUAAGACAUUAUCAUAUCCUAUAUCAAGAGACCGGCAGUGAUGAAAGUAUCAGUGCUUCUUCUACUAAUUCACUCACGGUACCGGGGUCAUCACAUCAUACGAAAGUGUUUGGUCUAAAUCCGUUUUCAACAUAUAAAAUAUGCGUUGAAGCGCUGAACAACGCCGGUAAAAUCUCCAGUCCGUGGAUAUUUGUACAGACAUUGGAAGCCCCACCAAGUGGAGUGAACAACUUGACCGUGGAAAAGAGAGAGAAUGGACGAGCAUUAUUGAUCCAGUGGUCUGAGCCCAGAAAACCCAAUGGAGUUGUGAAGACAUAUAACAUUUAUAGCGAUGGAAACCUUGAAUAUAGUGGUCUGUCUCAUCGAUUCUUAUUCCGAAGGCUUGAACCACACACGGUCUACACAUUAAUACUGGAAGCCUGUACUGCAGCCGGCUGCACCCAGACGUUUCCACAGCCAGUCCAAACAGAAGAAGCUCCCCCUGCAUCCCAACACCCGCCAGCUAUAGAGUCAUGUAAUUCAACCCACAUAAAACUCAAUUGGUCACCCCCAAUUCACAGAAAUGGCGUAAUCAACCACUAUGAUGUCAUUAAAAGGUGCAGGCAGGGAAAUUGCUCUCCACUCAGGAAGAACAUGUAUGAUGGGGAGGUUAUACACACCGAAUUUAACACAAGCGGUAACAUAUUUAGAUAUAUCGAUGAUGAAUUACGCCCUUGGACCAGCUACGAGUAUAAAAUACGAGCAUGGAACUCUGCAGGAUCAACAAACAGCUCUUGGAUCUUGGCACAGACUAGCCAAGCAGCGCCGAGCAAACUUCUUCCGCCAAAGUUAUACCACGUGGAGAACAGUCCCGACAAAUUAUAUAUUCAAUGGACACGACCAGUGGAAGCAAAUGGCAUUAUACUGUCCUAUAGGUUACAAAGGAAUAGCACCGCUCUGCCUUUUAGUUUUGAUUCCUUGACAUUUAAUUACACGGACAGAAAUCUCAUGGCUUAUUCAGACUAUAGUUAUUCUGUAAUUGCAUGUACACUCGGGGGCUGCUCCACCAGCCUUCCCGCUCAUAUAAAAACAUUAGAAGCACCACCAGAAUUGGUGACUUCACCAAAUGUAGACUUGCUGAAUGCUACUACGAUCAACGUGACCUGGUCUUCACCUCUAAUACAGAAUGGAGAAAUAACAAAGUAUAUAGUUCAAAUGGAUGAUGAGAAUCAUUUUGCUGGAAAAGGGUUAUACAAAGUGGUAUCUAACCUAGAGCCAUUUACCCUUUUUGAUAUUAAUUUGCUUGCCUGCACCAAUGGAGGGUGUGCAUCUAGCUCGCCUGUGACUUUUAAAACUAUGGAAGCCCCUCCAACAGGCAUGAGGGACCCCACCUUUACAGUCACAGGAGCAGACUCCGUUCAGAUAAUGUGGCAAAUUCCAGAUAAACCUAACGGGGAAAUUAGGAGCUACGAGCUACGCAGGGAUGACCUUGUGAUUUAUGUUGGUUCCGACACUCAUUAUUAUGAUUUGGGACUUCAACCUGGAACGGAAUACACUUACAGCGUACAAGCGAGUAACAAUCAGGGGAGCACCUCGAGGUCUUCUGCAAGAAUUAGAACCGACCCCUCUUCGCCUUCUGGCAUGGAGGGUCCUCAGAUGGAAGCUAAAGGGCCCCAUGAGAUACUGGUGACCUGGCGCCCUCCUUCCAGGACCAACGGUGACAUCGUCAACUAUACUGUAACAAUCCGUUCUCCUUUUAAAAUGGAAGAAAAACAGUAUCAGUUUAACAAUUCAUUCACUGUGCGCAGGACUUAUUCAUUCACAGUUAAAGACCUGAUGCCGUAUCACCAGUAUGAUGCUAAAGUUGAGGCCUGCACUUUACUUGGCUGUGCUGCCAGUGGCUGGGUUACAGGGAGUACAUUGGAGGCACCACCUGAGUCACAGCCUCCUCCAUUCAUAGAUCUCCAAACAGACCAUCAGGUGCCAUUGAUUAUCUGGAAUAGCCCCCAACAGCCAAAUGGUCAAAUCAUAUACUACGAGUUAUAUCGCAGACCCGACUUAAAAGACAUCUCCUCCUCUAAAUUGGUCUACAAUGGGUCUUCAACAUCAUUCAAGGACGUGAACGUCUUGCCAUUCACCAAAUAUGAAUAUCAGGUCUGGGCCGUUAAUUCUGCAGGAAAGACACCGAGUCCGUGGGUUUACUGCCAGACCGGUCCGGCCGCCCCGGAGGGAGUACCGGCUCCGGUAUUUGAAUCGGUGUCUUCUACAACAGCUGUGGCCGAUAUCACAACUCCGUCCAAACCUAAUGGCAUUAUAACCCUGUACAGACUCCUGUCUACCGGUAACGAAGGGGCCGAUACCGUGCUGUCCGAAGGGACGUCCGGUCAGCAGACGGUUUAUGGUCUCAAGCCCUUCACCAAUUACUCUGUCCUUGUGGAGGUCUGCACCUGCUUAAAAUGCUGCAGCCGGGGGCCUGUGGUGCAAAUAACCACUCAACCCGCCCAACCGUCUCAUCUGCUGCCACCACGUGCAACGUCUACGGCUUCACGAGCAGCUUCAUUUCAUUGGCAUGAACCACAGUCACCUAAUGGGAUUAUCCAAAGUUAUGAAGUUCACACGCAGAUAACCUGCCCUCAACCAGCCCAGGUAGGAGAUAUACCGUGCACACCGGGGCAAAUCGAAGUAACAUGCCGUGGAAGGGAGAAGUUAUGUGAUGUAUCGAACCUCCAGCCAUAUACACGUUACAGAGUCCGUGUGGUGGCCAACAAUUCUGCGGGUAGCACUGCGUCUGAGUGGACCAGCUAUACUACGUUAAAAGAGAAGCCAGAGUACAAAUCCAAUUUUAUUGUUUCAAGUAACAUAACAACUUUAUUCCUGGACUGGAGUUUGACCUUCCAGCUCAAUGGACGCUUGAAAGAAUUUGCCGUUACGGAAAGGGGCCAGAGAGUCUACAGCGGCCUGGACAGCAGGCUUUAUAUUCCAAAAACCACGGAUAAAACCUUUUACUUCCAGGUGACAUGCACCACAGACAUGGGGACCGCUAGCACCCCGAUCGUGAGAUACAACUCCGCCACGGGACUUGCUCCGGCGCUGACGUUUCCGAGCGGAAAGAACGGAACGGCGGAGACGGGGAACGCAAUUUACAAUGAGCUGUGGUUUAUAAUCCUGAUGGCCCUUUUGGGGUUGCUGCUAUUAGCCAUCGUUUUAUCAUUGGCCCUCCAAAGGAAAUUGAGCAAACAGCCGUACCCCAGAGAUCGGCCCCCGUUGGUUCCCCUGCAGCAGCGCGCCUCUCCUUCAAGUGCUUAUUCCCAGAAUGAGACUUACAUGAACACUUCUCUAUCUGAUAACCAGCAUGCUCUUCUGCAAGGGCCUCUUACACAAGUUCCUAUCACUUUAUCAUCACAAGUCUCAGAGACAAAUGGAAAGUGUGAUCCGGUUGCCGUUCUCUCCGGUUCAUCAAACCAAGUAACCCUAAAACGUUUCACAAUGCACUCAGAGGGAAUAUCUGAAAUAAAGAUCCCAGGACUGGAGUCAACGGUGAUCCGUAAAACAAGCCACAGCCAGAUCAGCCACAGCUUCUCCCAGAACUCCCUGUACCGCAGUGCUAGCCAGCUGAUGACUUCACACGAUAAGAAGUCCUUGGUGGACAGCUCGGUAUGGGACAGCGUUCUACAGGGACACGACAGCGGGAUGUACAUGGAUGACGAAGACCUUGUCAGUACCAUAAAAAGCUUCAGUACAGUAACGAAACAGCACACGGCCUUCACGGAUACGCCUCUAUAGAGAGGGCGAGCGCAACUUUUAAACCAAAGAAUUGCCUUUUUAUAGUUAA
Molecule: messenger RNA, 15724 nt
Organism: Spea bombifrons (plains spadefoot toad)
Lineage: Eukaryota; Metazoa; Chordata; Amphibia; Anura; Pelobatidae
Gene: USH2A
Product: usherin
Exons: 74
Coding region: 1-15675 (5224 amino acids)
Molecular function (GO): protein binding
Source: RefSeq, a predicted model, not a curated record